Molecule: messenger RNA, 1100 nt
Organism: Entrophospora candida
Lineage: Eukaryota; Fungi; Glomeromycota; Glomeromycetes; Entrophosporales; Entrophosporaceae
Source: the annotation of a GenBank genome assembly
UGAGUCGACACCAACAUUAUCAACUACUGCUGAUACUAUCGCUACUCCUACAAUGAUAUCACCUGAUACAGAAGCAGAUGAACUAAUAACUUUUGAUUUUUCCAGUUUGGAAAAACAAUUAAAUAUUGAACAUGAUGAUGAUGAACAUUGGUUUGUUGAUGGAAUAAAUGUAUCAAGAAGGUUUGUUGAAUAUCAAAAAAGCACUUUAUAUGACAUGAAAAAUGGUAUUAAAAAACUUACCUGGAACAAUGUUUUUGAAGUACUUGCCAUGAACUCUAUAAUGGUCAUGGACUGGCCAUGUCCUUAUCACAAUUUUACUCUUGAUGAAUGGAUAUCUAUUACUAACACAAACACAUUCAAAAUUAACGAUCCCAUUAUCAGCACAGAACUCACCACAAAGUUAUAUGAUGUGUGUGGCAAAAAUUCAUUAGGAAUGAAUAUAGAUCUUGUACUUAACAAUGCUGAUAAACAUGAUAGAUUGGCUAAAAAAAUUUUCGAUAAUUUAAUUGAUGAUAUCCAGUUUGUAGCACCUUAUCAUACAUCUGAAGAUGAACACCGAUUCAAUUACAUGAAUCCAUUCCUAAAACCUAUUUUUAGCACACCAUACAAAAACUAUCAAAUAAGGUUAAAUAGGACAGUCAAUGGAAGCAAUAAACGACCAGACUUUGCAUGUAUAAUAGAUAAUAUACCAAUACUCAAUUCAGAAGUGAAACCAAUCGGUUACACUAAACUACAAAAAAACAAAGAUUAUAUUAAAGCAGUAUUGAGAUCAAAAAAAUCAAUAAAUACCAUGAUAGAUAGAAAAGAUGGUCCAGAAGAAGCUGUGCACUUUAUUAACAUGGGAAGCAUGAUUGAGUCUUUUGUCACUGAUCUCAAAUACAAUGGAAUAUACUGCAUGUGGCCAUUUUUGAAGAGUAGUCUUGUUAGAGACAGAAUAACAUUGCCACUUUUUGUCUCAACAUUUUCACAUUUUAUAGCAUUGGAGAAGCAUGUUAAUUUGUUAGUUGAAGAUUUUAGAAGGAGGCCUUCAUGUUUCACUCCUCAAAGAAAAAAACAUAAAAGAGAAUCUCCUGAAUCUCCUGAAUUAAAACUUUUAUUGG